AUGACUUCAUACCAAACUACGGACAUCGAUCGUUAUGGAGGAUGCGGCAUGCCUGCGCCUGGAUGUGAAGGAGUAGACAAACAAAGUGACAGUUGUGUUGCUCAACUUGUGAGGCCGUACAAAUUCUACAUAUCCAUUGAAAAUUCUAAUUGUGUCGACUACGUUACAGAGAAAUUUUUCCAAGCAUUGAUUAGUCGUAUGGCCGUUCCCAUAGUACUGAAAAGGGAGAUUUACAAGAAUAUUGGGGCUCCUGCAGAUUCAUUUAUAGCCUUAGACGACUUUAGAAACAUUGAAGACAUGGUCGAACACGUUAAGGAAGUUGGAGAGGACAAGCAGCAAUACCUCAGAUAUCAUCAGUGGAGGAGCAAUUAUGAGCGGUUGUCUGCGUUGAACCGCUCUUCUUACAGAGUCCUGCCAGAACACAACGACGAGACUGGAUUUUGUGAGCUGUGCCGUCGGCUUCAGUAUGACAAGAUACCUUCCAAAUCUUAUGAAGAUGUUAGAAAAUGGCAUGCUGAUGAGCAGUGCGAUAACGAUUACGCAAAAAUAUUUUUGUCAUCUAGCGAGUGA
This is a messenger RNA of Cylicostephanus goldi, 570 nucleotides long. NCBI's taxonomy places the organism in Eukaryota, Metazoa, Nematoda, Chromadorea, Rhabditida, Strongylidae. The record is from the annotation of a GenBank genome assembly.